AUGGGCAGUGCCAGCCCCGGGCUGACCGCUCUGCCCCCCGGCCGCCUCUCCUGGCCGGACCCCGCGCUGCUGCCACCCCCGCGGGACCCCGACCCCCGCAGCUGGGGCUGUCCGGAGAGCCCCAGCCCUCCCAGCACCCCCGAGCAGCCCCUGCCAGCCUUCUGCCUGCACUACUUCGACAUGCUCUACCCGGAGGACACGGCCUGGGCCACCAAGGGCGCCGGGGAAGCGUCGCACAGCAGCGGCCAGGGCGGGCGGGAGGAGGCGCGGAAGGAGCCGGAGCAAUGUCCCAUCAUCGACAGCCAGGGCCUGGGGCUGGGGCCCGAGGGGGACCUGCAGGACAGCCUGCACCUGGAGGAGCACUCGCUGGAGCAGGUGCAGAGCAUGGUGGUGGGCGAGGUGCUGAAGGACAUCGAGACAGCCUGCAAGCUCCUCAACAUCGCCGCAGACCCCACGGACUGGAGCCCCGGCAAUGUGCAGAAGUGGAUCCUGUGGACGGAGCACCAGUACCGGCUGCCGCAGAUCGGGAAGUCCUUCCAGGAGCUGUCGGGGAAGGACCUGUGUGCCAUGUCCGAGGAGCAGUUCUGCCAGCGCUCGCCCGCCUGCGGCGACAUCCUGCAUGCCCACCUCGACAUCUGGAAGUCUGCCGCCUGGAUGAAGGAGAAGGCUGCCCCUGGAGAUAUGAGAUACUACGGAGGUGACACCAGCUUGGCCGACAGCGAGGUGGACUCGUCGUGCGCCGGCCAACCCAUCCACCUGUGGCAGUUCCUCAAGGAGCUGCUGCUGAAACCGCACAACUACGGGCGCUUCAUCCGCUGGCUCAACAAGGACAAAGGCAUCUUCAAGAUCGAGGACUCGGCACAGGUGGCCCGGCUGUGGGGCAUCCGCAAGAACCGCCCUGCCAUGAACUACGACAAGCUGAGCCGCUCCAUCCGGCAGUACUACAAGAAAGGAAUCAUCCGCAAGCCCGACAUCUCCCAGCGCCUCGUCUACCAGUUCGUCCACCCGGUCUGAGGGCGGCGGGACCGGCUGAGCGCCGGGAGGGACGGGGGAAUUUCGCUGCCUCCCUCUGCCCCAGCCACAGAGACCCUCUGCCAGCAGCAAGGACCUUGGCUGAGGGAUGAGGCUUUCCCUGCCAGGACCUGCUGGCAACGGACAAAGGGACACCUCCAGCAGGCCCUGGUGCAGGGCAAGGACCAUGCAGAACACUCGUGUACAGUGGGAUGGGUGGGCACGGUGGCUGGGCUUGUGGCCCUUCCUCUCCUCCCUCCCACGCUCUGGCUGCAGGUGGCUUCACCCCAGCCAUUGUUCAGGGAGGAAAAAGCCUGGGGUGUGACUGAGACAAUGGUACCCACAGGGACAGGGACACCCUCAGGGACAGGGACACCCUCAGGGACAUCCACUGCUCCUCAUGGUGGGGUCCUGUCCCAAUCCCUGUGGGAGCAGCCUGGCACCAACCCAGGGUGCUGCCUGCCAUGGGAGCUGUGCCACUGGGGACCUUGGCACCUCACUGGGACAGGUGCAUCCCCUCCUUUGCUUUACACUCCAGGACACGCUCAGCUUCUCCCCUUCACAGAGAUUUGGGGCUGCAAAUGGGAGUUCUGCAAAGGGGGCAGCUGUAAAUGUGGGUGUGGGGCUGUGCACAGUGGGGACCCCCCAAGCUGGGUCCCCCAUCCUUGUGCAUGGAGCCACCAAAAUCCUCCUUGGACCCCAGGUUCUGUGCUCUGGCACAAAACUCUUCCCUAGAUUGAGAUUUUACUUGGACUGCCUGAUCCUGGAGUUUGGGGAAAUGGAGGUGGCAGCUUUGCCAUUUCCCUCUGGACAAUAAAUCCAGACUGUGAUCCGCCGAGGCUGGGCUGGGGCAGAGAGCUGGGAAUUGCUUCACCUGCUCAUUGCACCACAGUCAGAGUUACCUGGCAAUGUUGAUCUUUUAUAUUAUAGGGUUUUUUAUUUGUUUAUUUGCUUUUCGGUUUUGGCUGGUGAUGAGUCGUGGUUGAGGUGCAAAUGCCGAGGGGUGGCCCCGGCUUCCAGGGAUGUUCUGUGGGAGCUUAAAAGGAAAAACACCUGGUUCUUGGUCUCCUGGUUUGUUUUUUUUUUUCUUUAAAAAAUCUACUGGUGCCAGCUACUGCCUUUCCCUUCUGUUCUUGCUCCAUGCUGCUCCCAGAGCAGCAGAUCCGGACAGCCCUGCUCACAUCCUGGCGGGAGGGAUGCAGGGCAGGGAGGG
This is a messenger RNA of Catharus ustulatus (Swainson's thrush), 2224 nucleotides long. RefSeq names its product SAM pointed domain containing ETS transcription factor (gene SPDEF). NCBI's taxonomy places the organism in Eukaryota, Metazoa, Chordata, Aves, Passeriformes, Turdidae. The transcript has 5 exons. Gene Ontology annotation, biological process: cell differentiation; regulation of transcription by RNA polymerase II. Gene Ontology annotation, molecular function: sequence-specific DNA binding; DNA-binding transcription factor activity, RNA polymerase II-specific. Gene Ontology annotation, cellular component: nucleus. The record is from RefSeq and is a predicted model, not a curated record. Bases 1 to 1014 code for a protein of 337 amino acids.